UUAAAUUUAUCAGUAUUGCACGUCAUUUUGAAGAAAAAAAACAUGGCAGAAUACGAUAGUGUUGAAUUCCGAUUUGGAUCUCCUCAAGUUAGUGUCCCACAGUGUGAGAAACACUCGGAAAUUGAAAACCUUUUCUGUAACGACUGUGAUGAAUUAAUAUGUACAGACUGCGCAAAAACAGAACAUCGAAAUCACGACUGGAACACGGUCCGAAAAGCAUCAACCAAGAAGAAAUCGCGCCUCUCCGGAAUAUGCCUGGAAAUCAAAGACGAAGAGCUGCCAAAUAUUGCAAAGCAGAUUGAAAAAAUUGAUUCGAUGGUGAAACAAAACAUUGCAGAUCGAGAUGGAGAAAUAUCCAAAUUAGAAUGUCACUACAGAGAAAUUUUAAGCGAAUUUACCAAAUGUGUCGAAGAAAGUAAGAAAGUUUUCAAAAAUGGGGCCGAAAAGAAGAACAGAAAACUGAUGGAAAUUCAGUCGAAGUUAAAGGAAAAAGAGACAGAACUCCGGGACAGGGUCGGGGAACUGGAAGGUUCUUGCUCCCUCUCUGGCUACAAUUUACUGAAUGUGAAUUGUCGAUUAAACAAGGUUUCGUCUUUAGUUAAAGAUGAGGCAAUUGAAGAUCAACGAUAUUCGUUACAUUUUAAAAAUGGUACAAUAUUAAAGGAAAUUGUAACAUCUUUCCUUGGAGAAGUUAAAGAUUUCGACGACUUUUCUGUGACAAAAAUUGCGUCGUUUAAACACGAGAAAGGGGACAUCAUCGCUUUAGAGGUGGACAACUACGAGAAUGCUAUUCUAGUAGCCUCUGACCAAACUCACUUCGACAAAGUUACCAAGAAAGGAAAAUUAAAGAGUAGAAACGAAAUUGACUGCGAUAUAAAUGAUAUUGCCGUGCUCUCCAAUGGCGAUAUUCUUUUCUCAGACAGCGGAAAUAAAGCAGUUAAACGGCUAACCAACAACAAACUUGCGACUAUCGUGGAAACCUCUCCACUUACUCCUGAAGGGGUAUGUUUGACAACUGAUGGUGACUUUUUGGUCACAAUGGCUGAUCCUUGUAGAGAAACAUGUACAAAAGAUUGCAAAGGUUUAGUCAAACUGUACUCUCUGAAAGGACACGAAAAGAAAGUUUAUGAAUACCAAGAAAAUGGAAGAAAGUUUUUCACGCAGCCGUUCAGAAUAACAGAAAACGCUAACACGGAUAUUUGCGUUUUGGACAACUUGGAUGAUGAACAUGGUGUUCUGAAAGUGAUGUCAAGGACCGCUCGUUUCCGCUUUAUUUACAAAGGAAAUCAAGGUCAUCUAUUCUUCCCAGUGGAUGUUGUUUGUGACAACCUUUGCAAUUUGAUUGUGAUGGAUGCAAAAAAACUACAGCAUUCAUCUGCUGGAUUCUGGUGGUGAAUUUCUCAAAUACUUGAGAACAGACCAGGAAGACAAGAGAACUUCCUUAUCGCUGGCCCUUUGUGGUGACAUUCUAUGGACUGGGGGUCACAGUGGACAUUUAAAUGUGUACAGAUAUUCAAAUCAUUUUUGAGCAGUGAACAGUGACAUAAAAAUACAAGAUGAAUUAACAUAAUAUGUUACUUAUAUUGUCAGUAGUCAUAGGUCCAAAUCCAAAUGGAAUCCAUGGAGACCAGUCCUUUAGAUGAGACCAAUAAAACUAUAGUAUUUGCAAGGAAUAAGAUCAUUCAAUGCCCCAUGGCCAUUAGUGCUGAAUACAGAUAUAUUUUUACCAGCAGCAAGUAGUGGCCGCCUGCAUCCCAGUUUGAGUGCAAAAUUCUCAAGAAGUCAAAGCUAAUGGUCAAAACAUGCCAUAAGCACACAAACUUCAACUGAACAGAUACUGUGGACAAUUGAGCAACCAUAUAAUCUUUAUGAUUACAUGUAAUACAAUUGCCAGUAUUUCAGAAAAAAUGAAGUUUUAUGUUUUAUGCUACAUAAUUCAUGGACAACGUUGGAAACUUCCUGAUUCUUGAUGAUUAUGUAGUAAACCAUUUAUAUAGCA
Messenger RNA from Saccostrea cuccullata (small rock oyster), 1999 nucleotides. RefSeq lists its product as uncharacterized. The transcript has a single exon. Gene Ontology annotation, molecular function: zinc ion binding. The record is from RefSeq and is a predicted model, not a curated record. Bases 43 to 1395 code for a protein of 450 amino acids. Lineage: Eukaryota; Metazoa; Mollusca; Bivalvia; Ostreida; Ostreidae.